AGACGCAGGGCAGGGCGGGCCGGGCCGGCCGGGCCAGGGCGGAAUGGCGAGUCAGUGCGGCAGCGCCAGGUGUACGGCGGAGAGGAGAGGAUUUCGGCGGGAACUCGAUUCCUGGCGCUAUAAACUCAUACACUGUGUAGGGUUCGAAAGCAUCUUAGAAGGACUUUAUGGAACAAGGUUACUCAGAGACCUCAGUUUAUUUGAUGACUGUGAACCCGAAGAAGUGACUGACUGGUCUAUGAAUGAAAAUUGUUCAUGUUGUUGCAUAAGGAGGGAGAAAGUAAAGGAGCAUAUCUCAUCUGUGAAUGCACCUCCAACACUGACAUCUACUGAGGAAACUCUAUCUCAGGGGCAGUCCCACACUGAACAGCUUGAAUGCCAAGCAGACAAAUUUCUUAAUGCUAUCUUUCAUAAAAAAGACCUUCCUCAGAACUGUGAUCGCAACAUUCCUUUAGUUGCUCAGGAAAUAAUGAAAAGAAUGAUUCGUCAGUUUGCAAUUGAAUAUAUAUCCCGAAGUAAUCGUGUUCCUGAAACUCAAACUGGAUCAGCCGAUGAAUCUGUUUCUGUCCCAGACGAUCCUCCCGCCAACCGAACCCAGAACUCCUUUCACCAGGAGCAGGAGGGACCGUUAGACCUCACUGUGAAUAAAAAUCAACAAAAAUGUUUCCAACAAGCAGAUGGAGUUCUUGAUCUGUCAACAAAGAAGAAUAGUUUAGAUUCCACACUUUCAACUGGAUCUUGUCUGACAUCAACCACUACCAAAUUAUCAGGUAAUGGCCUGAAGGCUGAUGCAGGAAGAAUAUUCAACUCUACCAACAAAACUGGUUGUAUAAACUACAAAGUAACAACAUUGAAUGAAAUUUUGUCUACUUUAUGCCAUGUUCAUCAGAAACUUCUUACAUCAAUGCUGAAGUGUUUAAUGCACGAAAAAGGUGCUUUCAAUGUACAACGCCAAGAACAAACACAGUCGCAGCAUCAAAAUUCCCCAUUUAAUUUCAGUGAAAAUAAACAUAAUGAGGAAUUGUAUGAUUGUAAUAGAUUCCAUUGGUGUGAAAAUUGCUCCAUGCGAACUGUAAGAUCAGUUCCUCAUCAGAGUUGUCUGAAAGAUAUACAUUGUUCAUCAUGUAAAAACAGCAGACUUGAAUGCUUUACAAUAAUAAGUAAUGGAGUUUGUAAAGAGUGUAAUAAGAUCAAUCUAUACCAAGUUUGCAGAUCUUAUAAACAUUUUGCUGGAGGCAUUUGUGGCAGAGGAGCUACUGUGCAUGCUUGCAGUCAAUUUUCAGUUGAAGAGAUUUCCAAGACAACAGCAGCAGAAUCUCCUACCCUGACAAAUGGCAUCAAAGAUUACAGUCGACCACGAAGUCCUUCCCCUCCACCUUUAUCACCAGUAGGAACUGACGGUUUUGAAGUAGAUGGAAUGAACAAAGUCAUUUCCACCUUAGAUGCCCAAAAUAUUGAACUUAUCGUCACUCAGCCUCCCUCUCUUUCACCAGAAGAGGAAGAAUGUUGCAGCCCAGGGGUCUCAAGCCAAACCAACAUCAGACCAAAGUCUUCAAAUAUACUUCAACCAAAACUCUAUGAAUUUGAAGUAGUCAGUAAUAAAAAUAGUAGGUCAUCAGAUUCUGAGAAUGAUUUGGAAAAAGGUGAACACUCUGCUUCAUUUCAGGAGGUUAUGGAGCGGAUAAAUGAAAAAUUAAAAUCAAUCGAAACAUCAGAUGAAGGCCAGGUUUUGCCAAACCUUUCCUAUGAUGAUUCUUGUCAAGAAAAUAAUGACAGUCUUAAAUUGAGAGAAAUCACAUCCACCUUAUCGCACAAAGCAAAAGUCAGUGAUUGUAGCCUAAUGGAAUUACUUAAGCAACAUGAGAAAAAUUGGGAAAACCCAAUCAUUCAAACACGUUUUCGGAAGCGGCAGGAGACCUUAAUUGCCCUGCACAAUUCUCCAGAUUCACUGUCAUUUCGACGUCAGACGGUACAAAUAAAAAGGGACCUUGCAAAUCUUGAUCAGCUAUUUUUAAAUACAGAAACAACUUUUGAAAAGUUUGGAAGGAAGUUGGCAAAGAGCAGUAAUAAAGAUAAAAGUUCACCGGAGAAGGAAUCUACACUUAUGGACCAUUACACUAGAGAAACUUCACAGGAAAAAGAAUCUUUACGAUUCAAUAAAGAUUUUCAGAAAGUUGACAACAUUGUUUUGCAUCCUACCCAUUUGCCUGACCAGUGUGAAGAUGAAUUUAGUGACUUAACUCCACCUUUACAAUUUGUUGUUCAUGAAACCAGAGAUGUGACCGAUUGUGCUAAUUCCAAAAUAAGUUCAAACUCAGAUCUGUUAUACUUUCCUGGGCUGGAUGAAAUGAGAAUGGCGAUUCCAAGUGUGAAUACCAAAAUGCCUGAUUAUGACUCUAAGGAAUUUCCUUUGUGUUUACAAGAUUCUGCCAAAAUGGAUUAUAGAUCUAACAUUGGAAGGGCAAAACGAAAAAUUCUGCCUCCAGAAAGAUACUCUAUGUAUAUUACUGAACCUAGGAAAAUGUUUUAUGCUGCCUGUUUUCCAGAAAAUUUCCAACGAAAACCUAUGAAGGCAACAAAAUCUGCAACAGAUUGUGAGAGUAAUGCUUGUGAAAUGCCUGACCACAACAAUUCCGUGGGGUUAAAACUCCAUAGUGAAGAAGAGGAGACUGUAAUUGUAUAUGAAGUUGCUGACAGUUUAGAGUCAACCGCUUCUGCUCAGUGUGAGCAACUGAAUGGUAUAAAUAGUAACAGUGAAAGUACUGAUGACUUAUUAGGCAUUGAAGAACAUGCAAGAGAGCAUAAUUCACCUGACAUAAUAGUUCAUGUGUCACAUAAAACAAAUGAACUUGUGGACCAAUACAAUGACGGAAACAAAAUGACACCUACAGAGUUAAAUGCUGACUCGUUGCAAGGUGCUUGUUCCAUGGAACAAAAUGACUCUGAUAUUUGUAACAAUGAAAACUCAAAACUUGUUGCCAAAUGGGAAACAUUGGAGAAUGCAGUGAAUAACUUAUUUUCUAGUGACCCUGAUUCUGGUGCAAUACUUAAUUCCAGUUCAUUCUUGGCAAGUGGUUGUCUGGGUGUAAAUCCUCAGCUGCAGCAAAGGUGUCUACAUCAUGCAAUUUGUGAUUGCUUGGUUCAUGAAAAUACUGAUUCCAUAAAUCAGGCAGACAUGAGUAAACAUUGUUCUGUUUAUUACAACAGUCCCAUAAAGCUUAUGUUCCUGUCUGAGAUAAGCAGUGAUAAAGGAAUUAAAUAUACACUGACGUCUGUGACCUCUUCUAAGCUUGACACAAAUAAUCCUAUUUCACAAGUUCAUCCUGAAGAAAUUUACCUUAAAGAACAGGAGGUAAGCAAUUCAACUGGUUUCGAAAAUGAUAAUGUUAUAGAGUAUUUCCAAAAUCCAUCUGCUUGUGAAAAUGAUAAAACAAUGGAAUAUAUCCAAAAUUCACCUGUUUUUGAAAAUGUUAAUACAACAGAACAUUUUGAAAAUCCGUCUGCUUCUAACAAUGGUAAUGCAACAGAAUGUAUGGACAGUUGUUCAGAAAGUUCUGCUAAAAUCUGUGAGGAUGGAAAUUGCAAUGUAGAUACAUCCAAGUGUAAUAGUUCUCUGUGUUAUGCAGAUAGUGAAACCAGUCAGAUGGUAGAAAUAACUUUGGCUUCAGAAGAAGCGACUGAAUCCAUUCUAAAAAGAAAACCUGGACGACCUAAAAAAUUAGGCCCACCAGUAGAAAAGCAAGUUAAGAGGCCCAAGGGCAGACCACCAAAGCCCAAAGUGGAAUUACCAGAACCUGUUGAGAAUAAGCCUGAUGAUGCAAAUACGAAGAAACGCAAUCCUCCUGCCGCAGAUGGUAGCCGUAAUAUUAAAAUUACUGUUGUCUAUGGAAGAUCAAGAAGAUUCAAAAGAUUUGUAUCUGAGAAUGAUAAGGCUUUAACUAAUAAUCACCUAAGAAAUGUUAAUGAAAGUAACUUAAAGCAAAAAUGUGAUAAGCAAAUAAUGCAGAGUAAUGAAAUUGUGCAGAAUUCCUCUAUAGAGGAAUUUGAAGGCAAAGCUGAUAUUUCUGCAUCAUCAGUGAUGGAAUGUGAAUACAGAUAUGAUUUAGUGAGGCCCAUAAAGGAUAAACCUGCUUCAUUUCAUACCACUGGCAAUGCCGUUUGUCCAAAUAGCAAGCCUCCACCAGUUAAAACGUGCAACGGUGGACAGAGAAAACCUGGACGUCCUGCUAAAGUGAAGAUUUCAGGCAUAUCUGUUACUGUCAAUGCAGUAUCACCACGCGAAAGAAAAGUCUGUAUUAAUAGAAUAUUGCCUCCAUUAGAACAGGAGUCCCCACCUUCAUACAAACAAAUUGAAGAUACAUCUAUCAAAUACGGAAACUUAAAUAAAGAGUUGUCUUUGAGCAUUCAAAGUAAUUGUGAAGCCAAAUCAAAAGGAAACCCGGUUGAAAAGAAAGUUAAACGUAUGCUGCUCCUCAGGCGUUUGGGUCGAAUAAAAAACCCAUCUCUGUACUUCCUACAUUCCUUUCCAAAGUCAUCUUCAUUUUCGCAAAGCUGUGCCCUGGUACGUAAAUCUCGAAAACUGCUGUUAAACAAAGCAGGAAAUGAACUUGCUAAAAGCAGGAAGCUGGGUCUUAAAAUGGCAGCUGAAAAUAUCACCUCAAAUGUUACAUUGGAAAGUAAAGAGGAGAAAACCAAGAAUGAACAAAGUGAAUUUGACUCUGGUUUUGAAAUGGCAGCAGAUCCAGUUUUUAUACCUGGAUCUCCACUCAGAUGGUGGCACACCUCCACUUCAAAACAAACGUUGCAAGAGGAACUUGAUUUACGAUUUGAACAAAUCAACAGUGGUUGGCGUCCUGUUGAUGCCACAGAAUUGUUGGUUUCUUCUGACAAAAGAAAAUAUCCGACUCAUUUUAAAGGAGUCACUAAAUCAGCGAUGAUUGCAGAUAAUAAGAAUCAGGUUCAAAUUUCGCCUAUCCAAAUGUUGUUUCAGGGGCAUUGCAAUAUGGAUAAAAUCCGUGCCUGGUUCAUGCAAACAACAGAAACUCAUUCAUUGGCCAUUGUGAGAAAAGAAAAUGCCCGUGAUCCUAUUGAGGUUCUGAAUGCUAAAGGAAUUACUGCAUCAGAAAAUCAAAUUGAUUCUGCUACCAGCCCUCAGGCAGAACAUUUGAAAAUGCACCUUAAAAAAUUUGCACUAGAAUCCCCUUUAAAGCCAAGAGGGCAUUUCCAUCUGUCAAACAGAAGGUCAAAGUUUAAAGUUUAUAAACCUAAAAGACUAUUGGUAGAACAUAACAAAGGGGUUUGCUGGAAAUCACACCACCAGAAAUUGUUGCACCAUCACAGAGUUCAGUAUAAGCAAUGGAAGUCGGUUUGCAAGCAUUUGAAUGAAAUUCCACAGUGCCAACAAGACUUGGAAAACAUUGUAGAAAGCAAAAAUAGUCAAAAAAAUGAGUUUGAAAUAAACAACUUUUCAUAUGCAAAAGAAUCCACGUUAGUGACCAAUGGAAAGGAAAAUGAAAACCAGGAUAAAAUUAUAGCACUAAAUAACAUGAGUGCUGGUUUAUCUGGUUGUGCACAUGAACAGAAUUUAAAUUCAUUGAACAACUCAGAAUGUAAAAUAACUGAAAUUAUAACAAAAGAUUCAGAAGCAGACGAAUCUGUUGUGGGCGGGCAACAAGAAAAUAUUGUCAGAAAUAUGAACUGGAAACGGGCAAACUUUAAAGAAUGCAGGGUAUUUUUAAGGAAGAUAAACUCCCUGGAUCAGAGCCAUUUAAGAAAUGUUGGUGCCUGGAAACUAUCGAAAAAUAGCUCAACCAAUAAUAAAGGCACAUGUAACCUGCAGAGGUGCACUGAAGAAAAUACUGAUCCUUGUACUGAAAUAAAUACCCCUACUGCUAAUUCCUUUGAAACACAAAGCUUAAACCUUGCAUGCCAUGAUUCAUGUGAACCAAAAGGGAAGAAAAAGCACUCAAAAAGGACACAUAGUGAGAAUGGGCUAAGUUGUUCACCAUAUAAAAAAGUUAAGUAUUUUGCAAGCAAGCAGUCAACGAUUUGCCAUGUUAGCAACAAUUGCCUUCCUUCAUUGGACACCCACAGUAACCAAGUAAAUGAAAAUAAUUCACAAAAGGAAAAUGCCGAAAUAACGAAAGCUAAUGCAGGAAAAGUAAAAAGACAAACCGAUAUCAACACAAAUUCAACAUCACUGAAGAGGAUGAGACAAUCAUCGGUUGAACAAAGGUUAUCGUGUAAUCAAUUACAGUUCCAAAUAGGCAACUCAACUUGAUGCGGAAUUAUACCUUAAAUGGAUGGCUGGAAUUACACAUCAAUGCUACCAAGACUUGGCACAUCUUACUAUAAUUUGGAAUUUUAAGAAGAAGUUAUCUUAUCUCAUUCAGAAUCUAUUUAGUUAAUGCCUUAAGAUUCAGCCUACUGAUUCAGGUUGAAUGUAUUUAGCAGUAUCUUUUUGUGUUUGCUGCUUUGUAGCCAAAACCUGAAGCUGUCUGAACAAUGUUGUAAAUAUCAGUUGCUCUCAUUCUUUUUAUACAAAAAAAUCUCAUGCUUGUUGCCUUGCAAGAAUCCUUUAGAGAAUCCACAUACAGUAUUAAUGUUCCUUUAGAUUACAAGUAGUCCUCAUAUAUGUAUAUAAUAAUAGCAUCCGCUGAUUAAUGAUUCAUUUUUUUAAAGCUUUUCUGUUCAAAGUUUGUUUUUUUAUCAAAUCAUAUCCAGUUGUAAAUCAUAAUUCAUUAGAAGUUUGUAUUAUUUGGAAAGGGAAAUGAAGGAAAAUGAUUUAUCUUCAUUAUCCAUGUUUUUGGAAAGCAAGGCACUUCAAUUAUUGUACUCAAUUUACAUUACACUUUACUAAAUUUCUGUGUAUAUUGUGUUGUAAAUAUUUUUAUAAAUUUGUAUCAAUGUUGUUUGAUAAGUUUUCAAAGUUUUAAAUAGUUAAAAUUGUCCUUUUAUGAAAACAAUACUUUUUGCAGGUGUAAAACUACCUCAAACUAUUGAGCAUUGGUAUAUUCUAAAACGUUUCCUUAUAGGGGAGUGGGGUUCAUAGAUAUAUAUGUAGACACUCGUAUCUGCUUCAAUGAAUUGUAAAUCUCAACAACAAUGAAUUGGUUGCAGGCCUGAAAAAAAUUGCCAUUGUAAUACAAGUCCCAGGUACACAAUCUUUUGUCAGUGCUCUUUCUCAGUGACAUUUAACUCGGGGAUAAUAACACUUGUGCUUUGUUCCCAGAUUAUCUUGGUAGAAGUGCCCUGUGGUAAAAUGUUACUAUAACCCAGUAGAAUACAAUAUGCCCGCAGGAUCUUUUCUUUAAAUAUUUACAGCUCUUGCCCAAUGCUGUGACUUUUUUUUGUCCUUUUGUAUUGUUCACUCUCUCCCUCAACUUGAAUGAGCUUUUUUUUUAGCCUAUAAAAUUAAAAAAUGUCUUUCAUCAUUUCUUUAUUGUAUCUUAUUCUUUAUAAUUUCCUACAUUCCUCAGUGAAAUUAAAUUGACAGCUUUUUGUCUUUUUCUUAGCUUAUAUAAAUACCCAAAGGAACAACCCCUAAAAAAACAUCUGGUUAAUAUUACCUACUUAAAUCCAUUAUUAUUUAGGUCCUCCUGCCUCAGUGUAAAGUCAUCCUGAUACAUUAAAGGAAUAUAAAUAUAUACAUUUCUAUUACUCAGAAAUUUAUAUGUAGUUUCUACUUUUUAACUGCCCUACUGAAGCCGUCACUUUUUAUUGUCUUGCUGUCAGUGACUUUUUUGCUAUCUCUGGGGUCACAACGCCUGCUGUUUUUAAUUGUGACAGUGGCUUUUUUUCUCUCUCCUUAACUAACCACCCAAUCAUAAAUGAAGGCAUGUGGAGCGCACUAAGUUGCUGAUAGAUCAUUGCUAGUAAAACUGGAGUUAUCUGUGUUGGUCUUUCUAAAGUCUGUAAGAAUCUCAAUAAAAUCAGUGACCCAAAAUUAUACACAAUUCUCUCAAUAUAAUCUCAAUGGCAUUUCCAGCUGUUAUAUAUAGCCUUAUCUUUGUACUCCACUCUCUUGUAAAAUAGGUCAGCAUCACAUUUGCCUUCCUAACUGCUUGCUGAAAAGAUUGUCUUGGAAGGGAUCAUAAAUCUGCCCUUGAAAUCGAACACACACUAUCUACUACCCAAUUCUGAAUGGAUGAUUAUUGUAUUGCAAGUUUAUUGUUUCACUACACUUUUUCUUGCACUGGUGUGUAUUACCUUACACAACACUUGUAAAUGCUGUUUGCCUAACAUUUAAUUGCUUGAUCCAGUAAAUAUCUUUGAACAAAAUAUGUUGGUUUAGAACAUCAUGCAAUGAUAUAUUGUCAUUCACUUUCUGUACACUAAUUGAGCACUUAAUUGAUUAUGAGCAGUGAAAAACUCACAACAGUCUCAAGGGGAGCUCAACUGCUCUCCAUUGCCCAGUUAAAUAUCCAUCAUUAACAAGUCACUGUUCCUUUCUAUUUAAUAUUUCAUUAACUUAAACAUCCAUAUGCCAUCAGUUUUGUCUUUCAUGUUUGUAGUAAGUUGCUUCUAAGGGAUCUCAACAAAUACUUCUUGCCUUCACCAAUUAUCCCUCCAAGGGUGUUGGACUCUUGUUGUAGCAGGGUUUAUUCUUUCGUUCUUCUAGUUACUUUCCUAAGAACCUGUUCUCCAUAUUAUCUUGAGUGACGAAGGCCACUUAAAAUGAAGGGAAGAUGUUGGUGGCAGCAUAGCUGAAUUAUUUCCAAGUGAACACUAAGAUCACUGGAGAAUAAUUGUGUGAUCUAUUGAGCCCUGUCUACAUUGCCCCCAAGACAAGCCUACUUCUCCUUACGUAUGGAGACCAAAACUGUAUGUUGUACCACAGGUGUAAUUUUUUUCUGUACAGCUAUCGCAAAAUGUCCCUCUGUUCUCCACCCUCUUGCAAAAGAGGUCAGCAUUAAUUUGCAUUCUUAAUUGCUUGCUGACAGAAUAUUAGAAAUAAUCUACAAGAUAUUUAAAGUUUCGUAUGAAGGUGUAAAUUAGCUGCAUGUGUGGGCUGCUCAUUAUCAGCAAAAUAACUUCCAAUCAAUAUGGGGGAAGAAAAUGUCAAAUACUAUUUUCCAUCACACAUUGAGGAAGAGAGUACCAAGGGCUCUCAUCACAGAGAGGAAAAAUAACAUUUCUGUAUCUCCGCCUUAAAUGGGUGAAACCUAAUUUUUAAACAUAACCUCGAAUUGGAUGAUCAGCCAUGAUCAUAUUGAAUGGCGGUGCAGGCUCGAAGGGCCGAAUGGCCUACUCCUGCACCUAUUUUCUAUGUUUCUAUGAAUUCUAGAUUCUCCAUAAAAUAAACAUUUUCUCCACAUCACUCUACCAAGAGAUCUCAAGAUCUUAUAUGUUUCAAUUAAAUCACCUCUCACUCUUCUCAUCUCCAGCAGAUAUAAAUCUGGCCCAUCCAACCUUUCCUCAUAGGACACUCUGCCCAUUCUAUGAUCUAGUAAACUGCGGAAUUGCAUCCAACUGAUUAUUAUAUUGCUCCUUAAACAAGGAAACCAAUACUGGAUACAAUAGUCUGAACACUGCCCUUUAUAACUGAAAUAUAACCUUCAUACCAUUGCAUUGUGCUCUGUGAUAAAAUUACAUUACAGCAGUUAGUGCCUCAGAGACCAGAGUUGCAUCCUGACCUUAGUUGCUGUCUCUCCUGAGCAUUUGUAUUCUUCGAGCAACCACCUAGAUUUUUGUUGGAUCCGCCAUUCCCCCCAUGUCCCAGAUGCUUAUGCAGGGUUAUUAUCUAAUGUAAAUUAUCUCCACUGUAGAUAAGUGACAAAAGAAUCAAAGGAAAGUUGAUGAGCACAUAAGAUAAAUGAGAGGUUAGAGGAGAAGGGGAUGGAUCUGGUGGCAAAUUGGGGCAGGAGUGGGCCAUUUGGUUGUUUGUCCCUGCUCUGAUAUUCAAUAUAAUCAUGGCAGAUCAUCUAUCUCAAUACUGUAUUCAUGCCCUGACCUCUUGCUCUAUGCACCCCAGCCAGGAAAAUCUAGAUAAAUAUAAAACAGUAAAGCAAAAGAACAGGCACCUUUGGCCCACAAUGUCCAUGCUGAACAUGUUGCCAAGACCAACUCUUAUCUGCAUGUACAUAAUCCAUAUCCCUCCAUAGUGCCUAUCUAAAUGCCUCUAAUUGCAAAUUGGUCACACAAAGGCUCUAUAAAAUAGUAGCAAGGCAUCCUGACUCCUUUAUUUAAAACUGCUUGUGAUGAGGGCCAACACACCAUUUGACAUUCUUAUUGUCUGCUGGACCUGCACCAAUGUACGUCUAUUCAAGUCUUUCUGUACAUCAACAUUUCCAGUCUAUCAAUGUCAAUAUAUUAUCUACAAUGUGAACUAUUUUCCACAGUAAUUAUUAAAUGUCUUCUGGAAACCCAUUUCCAGUGCUUUUUACAUUAUGUUACCGUUUUCUUGUAAAAGGGGAUUAUUCCACAUCUAACCAUAUUCUGCAUUUUGGAUAUUUCUGGCCAAUUUUCAAACUUGAAAUCUCUGCAUCCUGUUUAGAAUUCAAUUUCACCCAGUUUUGUAUCUUUGACAAACUUUAAAAUAUUACAUUUAGUUCCCUCAUGCAAAUCUUCAAAAUAAUGAAUAGCUGAGGUCCAAGCUCAGAUUCCUGUUAUUUGUAAUUAUAAUUGGGCACCUUUCUACCUUGUUGCACAACACGAAGUCCACUGCUGCUUGCUGUCCUCUGGUGGGUUGAAGAAUGUGAAAUUCAAAGAAACUUUGCCAAACACACUCAGGGCUAAUUUACCUUAUCUGAUUUUUCCAGAGUAUCGAGGAACUAAAAUCCUCUGUGAUAAUCCCUGCAUCUUCCUGAUGAGCUCCUUUAAUUUUUAUUUCAUACUCCAUACUACCACAUGAUUACGUCUGGAGGACUCACCCAUACAUCUCAUUCCACCAGAUGACUUUCCUUUAUUAUUUAUUUUGCCUCCUCUCAAACCACUACAAAAUACAUUCUAAUUUGGUGAAUUUACUGUGCAUUCAGAAUGUAUUCAGACGCCUUCACUUUUUCUACAGUUUGUUACGUUGCAGCCUUAUUCUAAAAUUGAUUAAAUUCUGGGUUUUUUAAUCAUCAAUCUAGACACAAUACCCCAU
This is a messenger RNA of Amblyraja radiata (thorny skate), 11086 nucleotides long. It is a transcript of the gene lcorl, whose product is annotated as ligand dependent nuclear receptor corepressor-like. Gene Ontology annotation, biological process: regulation of transcription by RNA polymerase II. Gene Ontology annotation, molecular function: DNA binding. Gene Ontology annotation, cellular component: nucleus. NCBI's taxonomy places the organism in Eukaryota, Metazoa, Chordata, Chondrichthyes, Rajiformes, Rajidae. The record is from RefSeq and is a predicted model, not a curated record. The coding region runs from base 44 to 6280 and encodes 2078 amino acids. The transcript has 8 exons.